AAUAGAAACAGGGCAAACGCACACAGAGAUCAGAACUUUGAGCAGUCAGGCUCACAGCUCCGAGCUCCACUGAAGGGUGGGGGAGGAAGAGGAGGAGAGAGACACUGUCCUAGGAUUUAUACACAGAGCUAAGAGGAAGGGCAGGUGUGCACAGGUGAAUGCCCUGGACCAUGAAGCCCUCUCUCUUCUGGGCCCUUCUUCUCUUCUUCAUCUUGUUCUUGGGAGCCCACAGCCAAAUCAGGCCCCCCAAAAGGCGACCUAAACCUGGGUCCAAACCCAAGCCUACACCCAGAGUCCCUUCUCCAUACAGACCUGGACUUGAAGAGCCUGCUGAACCCACAGACCUGCCUCCUCCUCUCCCCCCAGGACCCCCAUCAAUCUUUCCUGACUGCCCUCGAGAAUGCUACUGCCCCCCAGAUUUCCCAUCAGCCCUGUACUGUGACAGUCGCAACUUGCGAAAGGUACCAGUCAUCCCAUCCCGAAUUCACUAUCUCUACCUUCAGAACAAUUUCAUCACAGACCUUCCCAUAGAGUCCUUCAAGAAUGCCACUGGCCUGAGGUGGGUCAACCUCGACAACAAUCGUAUCCGCAAGAUUGACCAGAAGGUGUUGGAGAAGCUUCAGAGUUUGGUCUUUCUCUACAUGGAGAAGAACCAGCUCCAAGAGGUGCCCAUGGCCCUCCCCCGCAACCUGGAGCAGCUGAGGCUAAGCCAGAACCAAAUCAACAAAAUCCCUCCAGGUGCCUUUAGCAAGCUGGAGAACUUGGUUCUCUUAGACCUGCACCACAACAAGCUCAGUGAUGGAGUCUUCAAGCCUGACACCUUCCAAGGACUCAAGAACCUCAUGCAGCUCAAUUUGGCACACAACAUUCUGAGAAAGAUGCCCCCCAAGGUUCCCACAGCUAUCCACCAGCUCUUCUUGGAUAGCAACAACAUCGAGAACAUCCCCAAUGGCUACUUCAAGGGCUUCCCUAACCUCUCUUUUAUCCGGCUCAACUAUAACCAGCUGUCUGACAAGGGACUCCCCAAGAACUCCUUCAACAUCUCCAACCUGUUGGUUCUCCAUCUGUCGCACAACAAGCUCAGCAAUGUGCCAGCCAUCAAUAACCGGCUGGAGCACCUGUACCUAAACAACAAUGAGAUUCAGAAAAUCAACGGGACCCAGAUCUGCCCCAACAACUUGGUUGCAUUUCAUGACUUCUCCUCAGACUUGGAAAAUGUGCCUCACCUCCGUUACCUGCGACUCGAUGGGAACCAGCUAAAGCCACCUAUUCCACUAGACCUGAUGAUGUGUUUCCGGCUCCUGCAGUCUGUGAUCAUCUAACUUGCACCUUGAUGCCAACUGGACUUCUCCGAAGAGACUUGAACACUUCUCAGUCAGGGGUGGUCCAUGUUCCCACUUCCUGACUUGCUCCAUUGCCUUUUCUACCCUCUCUGGGCUUUUCCUUCCUCCAUCCAUGUAGGGUUCCCUAAGAAAGAAGGAAGACAGUUCCACGUUCAUUAUUGCAUUUCUUUUCCCUCAUGUGGGAGAAUGAAGUCUAAGAACUUACUGUUGAUCUACCAGAUUCAAAGAACUGUCUCUCCCAUAUAUAAAUGCCAAUCCCAAACUUCUUACCAACUGUACUUUCCAUUUUUAGGCGCCCCUUCACCCACUUAGAAGUAUCAAACUAUAUGUGCUUUACCUGACCUUCUUUCUCUCCUUCACCAUUAUUCCCAUCCCUACCUCACCAUUCCAAUAAUGGUAUUGUUUAUGAAAUGGCAUCUUGAUUAUUGACCUUGACCUAGGAGAGAAGUUGUUUCUUCCCAAACUAGAAGACCUUCAUUUAGGAGAAGAGUUAUGUCUAGACCCAGGAUUGUUGUUUCCUUUUGUACUCCCUAUUGGCAUCAAGCUCAAUAUGGGAAGAUAUUUGCCCAUAGUCUUUUUGUUUAACAGAAAGAGUGUAACUAGGAAUGGCCAAGAACUUCUAGAAAGAAGUAAAUCUGGUAUUCUAGCAAGGUCCAAUCUCAGGCAACCUCAUAUCUUCCUGGUUAGCUUUUGAAAUGGAUGGUCUCAUGAUGGUGUCAGUUGAGGAUCUUUUUGCAUUUUCUGAGAAUUGUAGGCUAGAAGAUUUCCCCUUCCUUCCAUAUGUGAAAUUUCUCACAUCUUCAAGUGUGUUGAGAAAGUGUAGGAACAGAGAAAGAGCAGUGAGUAGAAGGGAAUGUGGGAAUUAUGGAGUAUCUAGAUGGAAUGGAUUGGUAGGAUUAGACGAAGCACAACACAGAAAUAGAAAUCGGAUUUGUAGAAGGGCAGAGAUUCCAAAUCUCCUUUGACCACCCACAGUGAGAUGUCUAAUGCCUUCAAGUUGUCACAAUUUUAGGUUUGGUCAUUCACCAAUGCCAGCUUCCUCAUCUGGUAUCUGUCUAUAUGGUUCUAAAUUAGCCAAAUUAACCGUUGGAGACUGUCACCACCUACCCAAUAUUUCUACUAUUCAGAAAAUAGCAUAAAAGGUAGGAAGAAGGGAGGGGACAACUGGAUACUUCCCAGAAGCCUCUUCCAUCAUGUGGAAAUGCACUUACCUCCAUAUUUAAGAUGAGACACAUUAGUGACACCUAGUGGUCAGUGGAGGUCAAUGUUGUGAGUUCCAUUCUUCCUUGACUUAGUACUUCUUGAUUGCUUCAUCUUCCCUAUGGUCAGUAUAAAUACUGGUGCUGUCUUUUUUUAAUGGUCCUCGCCUGGGACCAAUUUUCUGACUUCCAAGCGACAAAGGAGUAUAUCUAUCACAGCCUCCCACCAUCCCCACAUCUUAGAAGACCAUGGGUAUCUUUGAACAUUGACUCUUCCUGCUUGUGAUUGUGACAAAUGAUCAGAGUUGAUCACAGAGAAAUGAUUCCUAGCUUUAGAGCUUAAAGUUUUAGAGCUAGAUUCUGGCAGCAGCUUCCAGGUCAUAGAUAGCUGGUCAGGAUAAAUUCUGUUUUACCAGCAUUAACUUUGUAACACAAGCUGGGGAUCUAAGAGCUCUAGUUUGGAAUCUACUUGUUUUGAUCUAUUUAAUGAUCUAUUUUGAGAACCCAUUAUAAAAAUCCAUUUGGGACCUGGAGGAAACUAAUUAAAAUCUUAUCUUUUCCUCUUUCAUGACUGAUUUUUCAAUGGGAUAGGUCCUAAGCUUCCAUUCCCUUUCUCAAUAAUUUAUUCCCUCUUCCCUUGCCUAAUCACCAUAUUCUGCUCUAUGGGCCUCUCCCUCCCAUUUUCUUUCCUUCUUGCCUGGUCCUCAGGUUAAAGCCCUUGGCUGGUCUCCAAGGUAUAUCCGGGGUUCUGACAAGAAUACCUCAGUCUUCCUUUCUUGGAGAAGAUUUUUUUUCUCCUACUUGUUACUAGCUCUAUUAGAACUUUUGUUUUAUAAUCUUGCUCCAUCUUUUUUUAAUACAAAGCUACUUACCCUUUUUCAUGUUUGCUUCAAAUGGGUUUAGGUUAUUCUGUGUGUGGCUCCCUCCUUUUCCCCAUCUUCCCACCAUCACCAUCUCCUGAACUCCCCCUUUCAAUGGUGUCUCAUGUACACUUGGAGAAAUCAUUUUUUUUUAGAAUAUAUUUAAUCUCCCAAGACCAAACACCAUUAGGUUUCUCUUUUCCCCAUAUCUAUGACAUUGAUCACUCAGAGUUAUUUCUUUUUCGAUUCUUUCUUCUCUACCUGAUAAUGAGAAGAUUGCAUUUUUAAUCUCCUCAGAGACUUCCUUUCCACUGAAAGAUCCCAUAAGUAAUUAUCAUUCUAAAUUUCUUAAGUAAGUCCAGACUUUCUUCUUAAUAAAAUCCAUGACUUGAAGAGGAUCUGAAGGGUUCAACUACUGUAUCAAGAUUCCAUAACCACUGAUGAAGGAACACCUUGAGAAAAUAUUUAAGAAUCCAUCUGUCUUGAUUUCAUAAAAGUGUCAUUAUCUCUCAACUUUAUCCCUCAAGUGCUUUGAAGAACAUCCUAAUGAACAAGACUCCAUGAAGGAUGAUCACAAAUACAUAUGGAAACUAUCCAGGAAACAGUAGAUCUGCCCUUCAUCUUCAAAUUAAACUAUUAUUCCAAAGAGAUCUCACUUGAUGCUCUUCCUUUCCAUUCUGUCAACUAAAUCAAUUCUGUAGCUAUUCAUUCUGUAGAACUAAGGCUAUUCAUUUUAGGAAUACUGGUCCUGCUGGCAGCCUCAAAAUGGAAAAGAGGCUAAUUAGCACAAUUGGCAGGAGCUACUGAUUCCUUGUCCUGUGCUUCAAUUUCCCUGUCUUCUUGAUUGUGGUAGUACACUUUACUGACAUAUGAAUCCCCACUUUAGGAUCUCAUGUUCAUCUUCCCUUUGCUUGAAUACAUCUGUCAAUAGAGAAUUGAGUAUUCAUUCUCUUUUCAGAUAGCUCUAAUUGCCUAAAAAUUCCUCCUUCUAUUGAACUUUUCUGCCUCUUUUGAUAUCAAUGCAAUCUUAGUUCUGUCCCCUAAAAGCCAGAGAAGAAGACCUAUCCCUCUUCCACAAGAUAAUCCUUCAAACAUUUAAAAAUUGUUGUCUUUCUCUCUUCCCUUCUCUCUCAUCUUCUUUACUUGAAACAUUCUAAAUUCCUUCAGCCUUUCUUCAUGUGAUUUCAUUUUCAGUCUUCCUACCAUCUUGGUACUUCCUCAAAUUUGUCAUUGAGAACUAACCUCAUUAUUUCAAGUGAGAUCUAACAAAGAAAAGAGCUUAGUAAGGAUCAUCACCUCCAUUCUUCUGGACAUAAUACCAUUUGAUGCAGCCCAAUGACCAAUUUUUUUUUUGGCUACUAUAUGAUAUGAUUGGCUCUCAUUGGGUUUGCCAUUCCUUCAAUCUUUAAAUUUCUUCACACGAGCUGCUACACAGUCAAGUCUAGCCCAUUUGUACCAAAAUGUAAGACAUUCUAAUUUUCUCAAUUAAAAUUCAUGUUAGACUUCAUUUAUUAUCACAGUAUUUUGAGUUCUUUUUGUCUCUUCUUUUUUAAAUGCAAUGCAUUUGCCUUCCCUCUCUGUUCAUAUCCUUAGCAAAUUUGAUAAGUAUGCUAUCUAUGCCUUUCCCUUUAUGAAUCUGUUAAAGCAAACAGCACCAAGGACAGAUCCUUCUAGCAAAUCACUUAUAAGAUCUCUUUCCAUAUUGAUUAAUCCAUUAAUCAAUACUCUUCAGGUCUGGUCAUUCAAUUAGUUAUGAAUUCACUUAAAUGUCUUUAGUGAGCCCAUAUAUUUCUCAAUCUUGUAUAUCAUUAGAACCUUUGUCAAGUAUCUCACUGAAAUCCAAAUAUGCUGUAAUGACAAUCUUCUCUUGAUCUACCAGUCUAGUUAGUAACCUUGUCAAAAAAGAGAAUGAUAUGAUUUAUUCUUAGUGAAUCCAAAUUUGGCUGAGCUGACAAAUCAAUCCAUUCAAUAACCUGAACUAUAAUUUUCCAGGCGUUGGAUGCUGUACUUAUUGGUUUAUGAAUUUUAACUUCUUUUUUCCUCUCCUUUUUGAAAAUUGAUAUUUUAUCAUCUCUGAUCAAAGCACUUUUCCUAUUUUUUAUGAUUUUUCAAAGAUCGCUAAUGAUGAUCACAAAUACAAGAAAUGUAGAUACUCUGGGAUAUAAUUGUACAAAUCAAAUAUAUUUUCUUAUCUGUAAAAUUAUAAGGUUGGACUAAAUAAUUUCUAGUGCUAAUAUCUGCCCAUUCUAGAAGUUACUUUGGCUCUGGGUUUUAAGUAUUCCUUUGGCUAGAUCUAUGAUAUAAAACCAAAAUUCUAGAAUUAAAUAUAAUGUUAGAACUGUCCAUUUCCCUCAUUUUAUCAUUGAGGGAAAAGGUUUGCCCUCCUUCUUAGAGUGAAUACAGAACAUCCCUGAUUUCUUUAACAGGCAUUGUUGUUUUUGAUUUAAUACGGUAGGGAUUUACCUAAAGUGGAAUCAAGGAAUCAUACUUAUUAAUUCAUUCUGCUUUUGUACUUUCCUACCAUAUCUUCAACCCUGCAGAUAGUAGGUAAAUGCUGUGGAUUGAAUUUACAGGGAAUUGAGUAUAUCCUAAACACUUUUAAAAAAAAUACUUCUCAUUACAGUCAAGAGGCAGUAUAAACCUGAUGUCCAACUACAUUACUGGAGACAAGAUAAAGGAAGCAAUAUGGGAAUAGGAGGUUUUUGCAUCAAGCUCCUCUUCAUACAACUUGUUGAAAGUAUUUUCCAAUGAUGUCUCUGCCCUAUUCCCUUUCACCAUCAUUAAAUAGUUUGUUUUGGGUGACAUUCAUUCUGACUCCCAGCUCUGUCUUCCCACCUACCUUUAGGGUGAGGAUGAGCAGAGAUAGAGGAGGAGGUGGUUCAUGAAAGAGAAGCUGUGAUUCUGUACUGUGAAAUCCUAAAUGUGAUGGGGAAGAUAGAUCACAGAGGAGAUAAGUUUUGAGUUGUGCAUAUAGAACAUGUCUAUGACACAGAGAGAAAAAAAACAGUGAAAAUUAAUAUUAUGAAUAGUCUAUGCUUUAAUCAAUAUCUAUUUAUCAUAGAAAGUAGCCACUGUGUUUGUGACAUUGAAGGAUAUAAGGAAUAGAGUAGUUUAAAAGACUUCCCAAAACUUAAUCCCUGCCUUUGAGAGAUUUCCAAUAUCUCUCUCUUCUUUUCUUGUCUUCAUUUUAUUUCUAUCUCCUGCCUUCUUUGUUGAAUCCAGAUGCCAUUUUACAGAAGACUUCCCCCCCCGGUUAUUAAUUAAUUAGUAGAUUAAAUUGAUUUGUCAAUAAAAUAAUUUACUCUUCUUCUACAAAUUAGUUCCUCUAAGACUCCUGCUUAAAGUAGCAGUAUUACUGGAGAUAUAAGCAGCCAUGCUUAUACGCUAGGUCAAGGCCCUUCCCUUAUACAUGACUUUCAAUCUCUGUCCCUCUCACUUGGUGGUCAGGUAAGCACUAUUCCCAUGGUCCCUAGGGGGAGAGAAAGGGUAAUCUCUAUAUAUCCCAUGCAAACCAGAGCUGAUUGAUUUGAGCAUAAAUAUAAGCCUAUGGCACUGUAUUCUUUCUCUCCUCUUUUUUCUUUUCCUCUUCCUCCUCAAUUUGUGCCCUUGAUUUCAAUGGCAGUAGCAAGCUGGGCAGUUUCAGAGAUAAGCUGGCUUUAGAGUCAAUCACAUCUAUUGCUUUCUCUCAGAUGCCUUUCACCUCCACAUUUUCAUAGACAAAAGCCUCUAUGCUGUAUGUAUACAAAUAUAACAUGUGCAUGUACUUAUCCAUUGUACGUGUAUCCACUCUUGAUCAUGUUAACUUUGUGGAGCUUUUUUCCUUCUCAUAUUUUCCAUAUGAGUGGAAAUAAAACUGUAUGAAAGGAA
Messenger RNA from Sarcophilus harrisii (Tasmanian devil), 7269 nucleotides. It is a transcript of the gene PRELP, whose product is annotated as proline and arginine rich end leucine rich repeat protein. The record is from RefSeq and is a predicted model, not a curated record. The transcript has 3 exons. NCBI's taxonomy places the organism in Eukaryota, Metazoa, Chordata, Mammalia, Dasyuromorphia, Dasyuridae. Gene Ontology annotation, cellular component: extracellular exosome. Bases 159 to 1322 code for a protein of 387 amino acids. Gene Ontology annotation, molecular function: heparin binding; protein binding.